AGUACAUCAAUUACAUAGAUGUCAUGUAAUCAUCAUCAAGAACAAGUAUAUAUGGAUUAUAUGAGUAUCAUGUAAUCAUCCUCACAAGCAAAUUGAUUUAUUGUGCCAUCAUGUAAUUAUCAUUAAAUAUUUAUCAUCAUGAUUCAUCAAAUUGUCCAUAUGAUAUAAUGUGCCAUAUUAUGAAUAUUAUUAUUAUACUUUUUGUGGACAUAUAUAUGUAAAUGUAUAUGUCUAUGAAUUAUUCUACAAUUCUAGCGUGGUACCACUCAGCGGUUUCGCUGAGCGUGUGGUUUGUAUUUUUUCGUUGACUACACGUAGGUAACAAGAAGACAAUGAUGGAACCUUUCCCGGAGGGCAUUGAGUCAGAGGAGAUACAAGGAUGGCAGGCAAUGUUUGGUCAAUAGAUUUUAAAAUGUGUCAUGAUUUGAUUAUUAUUGUACUUCCGCAUUACUCUGAAAAUAUUUUUAAAAGGGUCGCGAUCCAGAGUCUGUAAAUUUAAUAUUUAUAAGUAAUUGUCAUUUUCAAAUGUCAAGCGAAAUUUUUAUUUAACUCUUGUUUCACCUUAAUUUGUGUAAUUCCGGGUUAUACAGAUUGGGGUGUUACAAGAGGACUUUGACCAUAUGUAAUGUAUUCCCUAUUAAAGGGGCGAGACCCCUCAUUGUAAUGGACGGAAGUUGAGAACGAAUAAACUCCUACUUUGCAUUCUCUCUCUCUAAAAACUUAUAUUAUUCUUCAUUCUCGGUGGUUUAUAACCAUUAGACAUCUUAAAUAGGAUAAUGCUAUUUGUACCCCAAGAAUUUGUACAUCGCAGAGAUGCACCAACAUUUUGUGUUGGUGUAAUGUUAAUUUUUGUUAACGUACCAACACUUUAUGUCAGUGUAGAUUUUUGUUAACGCACUUGUACUUUGUGUCAGUGUGAACCAUCAAAAUAUUAGUGCAUAAUUUGAUGUACAAAUGAGAUACAAAUUUUGGAGUACAUGGAGCAAUUAGCAUGCUCUCUUAAAUAAUCUCAAAUUUUAUGUUUUGGCCAAGAAAAGAAACUUUCAAAUAAUUUGGCUCCUCCCUCCCUCCCCCCUCCUCGCGACAAAAAGGCAACAGUAACGCUUUUGUCUUCUAUCAGAUACACAGCUCACAGCAGAUGUGUGGGUGGGUUGGUAGGUUGGUACAAUCAUUGUGUGCGAGUGUGAGAACGCACCAGACCUCGCCCGCCGGUCCUCCGAUUUCCAUGCCAUUUCUCGCUCUCUAUCUAUAUAAACGUUGCAGAAACCCCCCCGCACUUUCAGAUCCCACGGUUUCAGUAAGCCGAUGCAUCAGAGGGGGAGAGUGAACAACCGCAUAUCCAGGACCUUCUCCAGAUCUCGCCUCGCAAUCCACGGCCGUUAGCGCUUUCUUCUCGCCAUAUACCCCAAUCGAUCGCGCAUCCGUUUUCUCUGCAACCUGCGGAAUUCGUCUCCGGUUCGUGAAAUUCUUCAAUCUCUGAUCUGUAACAAUGGCUGCCCUUCCUCAAGGAGAUGAGCGCGAGAUCCAGAAGAACUACUGGCUGGAGCACUCCUCUGAUCUCACCUUGGAGGCCAUGAUGCUCGACUCUAAGGCUGCGGAUCUCGACAAAGAAGAGAGACCUGAGGUUCUUUCUCUUCUUCCGCCAUAUGAAGGAAAAUCAGUGUUGGAGCUAGGUGCUGGUAUUGGGCGUUUCACUGGUGAAUUAGCCCAAAAAGCAGGGCAACUUAUUGCAUUGGACUUCAUUGAAAGUGCAAUCAAGAAGAAUGAAGCCACCAACGGGCACCAUAAAAAUGUAAAGUUUAUGUGUGCUGAUGUAACCUCUCCUGAGCUGAACUUUGCUGAAGAGUCUCUAGAUCUAAUAUUCUCAAACUGGUUACUGAUGUAUCUUUCUGACAAUGAGGUUGUGAAUCUAGUUGAGAGAAUGGUCAAAUGGUUGAGAGUUGGUGGGUACAUAUAUUUCAGAGAAUCAUGCUUCCAUCAAUCUGGAGAUCACAAGAGAAAGAACAAUCCAACUCAUUAUCGAGAACCUAGAUAUUAUACUAAGGUUUUCAAAGAAUGCCAUUCAAAUGCUGCCAAAGGAAAAUCUUUCGAACUUUCCCUUAUAGGAUGCAAAUGUAUUGGAGCUUAUGUACGGAACAAGAAGAAUCAAAAUCAGAUUUGCUGGACAUGGCAGAAAGUUAGUUCAGAAGAUGACAGGGGAUUUCAGAAGUUCUUGGACAAUGUCCAAUAUAAGUGCAGUGGAAUUUUACGAUAUGAACGUGUCUUCGGAGAAGGCUUUGUGAGCACCGGAGGGCUUGGCACGACUAAAGAAUUUGUCGCCAAAUUGAAUCUCCAGCCUGGCCAAAAAGUCCUAGAUGUUGGAUGUGGCAUUGGUGGAGGUGACUUCUACAUGGCUGAGAACUAUGAUGUUCAUGUUGUUGGCAUUGACCUCUCUAUCAACAUGAUCUCUUUCGCUCUUGAGCGUGCUAUUGGUCUCAAAUGUGCUGUUGAAUUUGAGGUUGCUGAUUGCACAAAGAAAGCAUACCCUGAUGGCACGUUUGAUGUGAUUUACAGCCGUGACACCAUUCUUCACAUUCAUGACAAACCUGCCCUUUUCAAGUCUUUUUAUAGGUGGCUGAAGCCAGGGGGGAUAGUUCUCAUUAGCGAUUACUGCAAAAGAGCUGGAACUCCAUCAGAACAAUUUACUGAAUAUAUUAAGCAAAGAGGAUAUGAUUUACAUGAUGUGGAAGCAUAUGGCCAGAUGCUCAGAGAUGCAGGGUUUAAUGAUGUCAUUGCUGAGGAUCGAACUGAUCAGUUCAUCAAUGUACUUCAGGAGGAGUUGAGAUCUGUGGAGAAGGGAAAGGAAGAAUUCAUAGAAGAGUUCUCUGAAGAGGACUACAAUGAAAUAGUCGGAGGGUGGAAGGCGAAGCUGGUCAGGAGUUCAUCCGGCGAGCAGAGGUGGGGCCUGUUUGUUGCCAGGAAGUGAUGUCAUCAGUGAAAAACAUUGCAUCAUAUGGUCAGUUUGUGUUUGUUUUUUUUAAUUAUUUAUUUUUCCUUGCUCAUUACGACGAACGUAGCCGUAUUCGCCAUAGCUUCUUUAAUUGUUUGACCGUAAUAAGAAUACGGAGUACACAAUUCAUUGUUAAUUGUUAUAUGCAUUGUUUUAAAAGAUGGAAUGUUACAAUAAUAAGUAAUGUGAAUCUUUUGUUGAAUGGUGUAUUCUUCACCACUGCGUUUGGUCUCUACUUUUUGGCCUUCUUUAGGUCGUUGU
This is a messenger RNA of Cuscuta campestris, 3250 nucleotides long. Lineage: Eukaryota; Viridiplantae; Streptophyta; Magnoliopsida; Solanales; Convolvulaceae. The record is from the annotation of a GenBank genome assembly.